Messenger RNA from Eurytemora carolleeae, 788 nucleotides. RefSeq lists its product as uncharacterized. Bases 1 to 645 code for a protein of 214 amino acids. The transcript has 4 exons. The record is from RefSeq and is a predicted model, not a curated record. Lineage: Eukaryota; Metazoa; Arthropoda; Copepoda; Calanoida; Temoridae.
AUGAGAAAAGUAUUAAUGAUCAUUAUUGAAAUUCAGAACUUAAUUAAGUGUGUGUUAAACAGGAUGAAAAUGUUCUUUUUUCUGAUGCUUUGCUUUCUUGCAAACACAGAGGGAAAUUCGUAUCUUACACCAAAAGAGAAUGAGAACAAUAAAGUGUAUGACAAUGAUUAUAUUGAGAAUGAGAACAAUGAAGAGCAUGACAAUGAUUAUACGAAUAAUUAUAAUGCUGGUGUACCACCUGGUUCACCUGGAAUUAAUCAGGUAGAAUUUACCAGAAGAAAUGCUAGAAAAGAAGCAUUAAUCGCUAGAAAAGCGGAAAAAAUCGCUACAAGAAAUGCUAAAAAAGCUGAAAGAAUCGCUAAAAGAAAUGCCAAGAAAUCUCAAAGAAUCGCUGGAAUAAAUGCUAGAAAUGCUGAAAAAAUCGCUAGAAGAAAUGCUGGAAUUGCUAAAAGAAAUGUUAAAGCGGCUGCAAGAAUUGCUAAAAGAAACGCUAGAAAUGCAGAACAAAAUUCAAGAAAAGCUAGAAAAACCUUCGAAAGAAAUGUUAGAAAUGAUUUACAAACCGCCAAAAGAAAUGCCAAGGAUGCUAAAAGAAUUGCCAAGAGAAACGCUAGAAAUGCUAAUGAUGCUAGAAGAAUUGCUUAAAGAAACGCUUGAAACGGUGAUAGAGCUGAAAGAAAAAACGUUUGAGAACGGUUUACUUAAAAAUUUGCAAUUGGAUUUUGGAGAUUGAAUGAAACAAGUUGUUAUACGAUAAAUAAAUUCUUAAACAGUUGUUGAUAAAUAAA